AUGACAUUACGAAUAGGAAAGGGCGAUACUCAUGAAUUUCAAGCUGAAACUCGCCAAUUGUUGGAUAUUGUAGCUCGAUCGUUAUACUCUGAGAGAGAGGUUUUUAUACGCGAGGUAAUCUCCAAUGCUUCGGACGCACUAGAGAAAUUACGCCAUCUUCAAGUAACAGGAGAGAAAAUUAUUGACGAAGAGUUGCCCUUAGAAAUCAGAAUCUCAACGGAUAGCGUCAAAAAAACAUUCACUAUUCAAGAUACUGGGGUAGGCAUGACAAAAGAAGAGAUGAUUCAAAAUCUAGGCACGAUAGCAAGAUCUGGCUCAAAGGCAUUUAUGCAGCAACACGGAAGUGAUAAUAGCAAUAACAUCGCUACAAGCAUUAUAGGCCAAUUCGGUGUUGGAUUUUACUCCACUUUUAUGGUAGCCGAUUCUGUGGAGGUGUACUCUCGUUCUGUACUUCAAGAUUCUCCCAGCUACCAUUGGACUUCUGAUGGCACUGGCAAAUAUAAAAUUGCUGAAGCUGAAGGCGUCCAGCGAGGCACAAAAAUUAUAAUUCGAUUAAAGGACGAUGCUACAGAUUUCUCUUCAAAUAAUAUCGUUCAAGAUUUGAUUAAAAAAUACAGCAACUUCGUUGGAUCUCCGAUAUAUCUCGAUGGUGAAUGUGCUAAUACAGUUGAGGCGUUGUGGACCAAAAGAGCAAAUGAUAUAUCGGAUCAGGAACAUCAGGACUUUUACCGAUUUAUUGCUGGCGGAUUUGAUACCCCACUUUACAAGUUACACUAUACGACGGAUGCACCUUUAAGUAUACGUAGCUUAUUUUAUGUCCCGGACGAUAUUCCAGGGAUGUACUUGCAAGGAAUUUCUCGCAUUGACAGUGGUGUCAGCUUAUUUAGUCGUCGGGUUUUAAUCCAGGCCAAGUGUAAAGAAAUUUUACCUGAAUGGUUACGUUUCCUAAGAGGUGUUGUAGACAGCGAAGAUAUUCCUUUAAACUUAAGUCGAGAAUUGUUACAAGAUAAUGCUUUAAUCAGAAAGCUUAGCAAUGUUUUGACUUCCCGAAUCCUGCGUUUCUUUGCCGAAGAGGCGAAAAGGGAUCGUGUAAAAUUUGAAAAUUUUUUUCAAAAAUACGGACUCUUCUUCCGAGAAGGUCUAGUCAGCGCUGACGAUAGCUCCACCAAGGAAGACAUUGCAAAACUGUUUUCUUUCGAAUCAUCACUUCAAGAGCCCGGAAAAUUGACCAAUCUAACCGCUUAUAUUGACCGGAUGCCUCCGGGGCGAAAGCAUAUCUAUUACCUAUGUGUCCCAAAUCGGGCAGCGGCUGAAUCAUCGCCUUAUUAUGAAGCCUUGAAAAAGAAAAAUGUAGAGAUCUUAUUUGCUUAUCAUACGCAUGACGACAUCGUUUUGGAAAGUUUACAUCAAUUCAAAGGGAAAAACAUCAUAUCAGCUGAAAACUUUAGGGGUGAUGAACAAACCGACGCUGUUGAUAAAGAGAAAUCUGAAGAAGAUAAAGAUACAGGCAAUAAUGAUUCUUACUAUCAAGAUGUAUUUAUGCAAAGUAGUUCUUUUAUUUUCUCAUGUACGAUCAUAGUUACGGAAGAAACAGAAUCGGAUAGAUUGCCUAAUGAAGAUGUGGCAAAGCUAAUCGAUUGGAUAAAAACGGCUCUUGGCCAAGAAAAAGUUUUCGAAGUAAAGUCUACUGACAACCUGACAACUCAUCCUGCUAUGGUUUCUGUGCCGGAUAUGGCAAUUGUUAGAAGACUUUUGAAAACCACCGAAAUUAAUAUACCAAGAUCUCAGUUUUUGAAGUCAACAUUAGAGAUUAAUCCAAAACAUGAAAUAAUGCAUAAACUUGCAAAGUUACACCCUGAGAAUCCAAAACUGGCCACGUUAAUUAUAGAGCAGAUUUUCGAUAAUGCCAUGAUUACAGCAGGGCUAGGAGAAGAUCCUCGCCCUAUGGUUAAGCGAUUAAACGAAAUAUUUUCAAAGAUUUUAUAA
Messenger RNA from Trichoplax adhaerens, 1986 nucleotides. RefSeq lists its product as uncharacterized. Gene Ontology annotation, molecular function: ATP binding; ATP hydrolysis activity; ATP-dependent protein folding chaperone. Lineage: Eukaryota; Metazoa; Placozoa; Uniplacotomia; Trichoplacea; Trichoplacidae. The coding region runs from base 1 to 1986 and encodes 661 amino acids. Gene Ontology annotation, biological process: protein folding. The record is from RefSeq and is a predicted model, not a curated record. Gene Ontology annotation, cellular component: mitochondrial inner membrane. The transcript has 18 exons.